AUGCUCAUAGCUUUUAAGGCUUGCUAUUCUUCCUGGAGUACAGCUAUUUUGAUAGAAACAUUCGGUCUCCUGUCCUCCAACAGCCCGUUCAAAGCGUCCUCGGACCUCAAAGCAUUUUUGAACGUUCCCGCCUCAGCACUUGUGCUUGCUCAAAUUACCCAAGUACUUCCAAGUAAUGUCAAGGGGAAAUCAUUCCUGUGGAUAUUUGGCCUCGCAACGAUAGUUCCAUAUUUUGCGAACGUAUGGACUAUAUAUGCCGCUGAAAAUGGGAUCGUCCAGAAUCAUCCCAUUGCGCAUCUGAUGGAGAACGCCAGGCUCGAGUUCCACCAGACUCUUGAUAAGCAGUCCAGAACAUAUACAGCUGCAUGCGAGGAGUAUCGGCAUCGUUAUAAAGUUGAGCCGCCACCGGGAUUCGAGAAAUGGUAUCAAUUUGCAGCUGCUCAUCAAUCGCCGAUACUUGAUAAUUUCGAUGUGAUAUAUAACAGUGUACGACCCUUGUUGAAUUUGAGCGGCAGAGAGAUCAACGAAAACAUUAAUAAGGCACGCAACUUGCCUGGUAACGAGCUCUGGUCCUGUACGUUCCUUGGCAGCCUUCUCAAAACAAAAUGCUCGCAUGAUAAUCGCGUGUUUGAUCGGAAUAUCCAGCAGUCAUUUGACAGUUUACUCGAAAAUAUACCUGCAACUCUCCCUGACGUUACGUUUCUCGUCAAUCACCUUGAUGAACCGAGGAUAAUUCUACCGCCACCGAUCAAUCCCCCCUACGAUUUGAACAUAAAGAGUCAGGCUGGACAAGCAACAUGGCAUACUGUAUCGAAUGUUUGCGCCCACAAAGUCGAGAAGGCUCAAACCCAAGAGCAGAACUCAGCCAAGCAUUCCGAACUUCCAUUUGUCGUUGAUCCUGCGCUGGACCAAGAUUUAUGCCUGCAUCCUGAAUACAACACAAUGCAUGGGGUGUUUCUCAGUCCAACGUCCUUCCGUCCAAUAGAGGGGCUCGUCCCAGUGCUUUCGACCGGUUCUCUAUCGACCAUGGGCGAUAUCCUAUAUCCGAGCCCCGCAUACAUGGAAGCAGAAUUCGAGUAUAGUGCUAGCAAGGACAUCGAGUGGGAAAAGAAACAGAACAAGCUUUAUUGGGCUGGUUCUACUACGGGUGGGUUCGCCUUGAAUGACCAUUGGCGACAGUUCCAACGACAGAGGUUUGUCAGUCUGGUGCAAAACCAAGAGCGACGAAGUUUUUCCUAUCUAUAUCAGAGCAGAGCCGGCUCGGUCAAUCUUACGAAAUCAACAUUUCUCAAUAGUAGGUUGUUUGACGUCGCGUUUACUCGAAUAUUCCAAUGUGAAACCAAGUACUGCCGCGACCAACGGCGCUACUUCCAUACCCACUCCUGGGCAGACAAAGACAAAGGCUUUCAAUCGCGGCUGGUGUUCGACUUGGACGGGAACGGCAUCAGUGGGCGAUUUUACAGCUUGUUAGCCUCGAAAUCAGCUCCCCUCAAACAAACGCUAUUUCGAGAGUGGCACGAUGAUCGUCUAAAGCCGUGGGUGCAUUAUAUACCGGUCAGCCAGAGCAUGGACGAACUGCUUGAGAUAGUGAGGUAUUUUUCGUCUCGGACGGGACAAGAGAAGGCUAGAGAGAUUGCUGAAAAUGGUCAUGAUUGGUUCUCCAAGUCGUUCCGGCCAGUGGAUUUGACUAUAUAUCUUUAUCGGUUGCUAUUAGAGUUGGCGAGAUUGCAGGAUGUCGAUCGACCUGCUCUGCAGGCAGUGGGAGAAACACUAUGA
This is a messenger RNA of Aspergillus affinis, 1776 nucleotides long. RefSeq names its product glycosyltransferase family 90 protein. Bases 1 to 1776 code for a protein of 591 amino acids. The transcript has a single exon. NCBI's taxonomy places the organism in Eukaryota, Fungi, Ascomycota, Eurotiomycetes, Eurotiales, Aspergillaceae. The record is from RefSeq and is a predicted model, not a curated record.